UAUGGCAGGAAGAAGUUCACACGAUAGAUAUGGCGGUGAGAGGUCCCGUAAGCCGUUGCCGACGGAACCACCGUUCCUGGCGUACGUUGGCAAUCUUCCGCACGGCAUCGUGCAGGGCGAUAUCAACAACAUCUUCAAGGACUAUGCGGUGAAGAGCGUGCGUUUGGUGAAGGACAAGGAAACGGACGUUUUCAAGGGCUUCUGCUACGUGGAGUUCGAAACGCUGGAGCACCUGCAGAAGGUUCUGGAGCUGGACGGUUGUAUUAUGCUGAACGAGCGACCCGAGAUGCUUAAGAUUGAUGUUGCGGAGCAAAAGAAAAACGAUCGCGGUGGAUUCAAUAAGCGUGGUGGCCAACAAAACCGUGGUGGACCAGGUGGUGGUGGCGGCAGCAGCGGCGGCGGCUUCAAUCGUGGCGGUCCGAACCAAUCGAACAACCGGCCACCGAUUGGCCAGGAUAGGAACUACGGUAAUGAUAACUAUGGCAGAAACGAUUACGACAGAAAUCGCGGUGGACGAUCCAAUAAUUACAACGGAGAUCGAGGACCUAACCGAGGGAGGUACGGCAACUUUGGCGACGAGCGAGAUGGUGGUGGUCGCGAAGAUUGGAACCGCGAUCAAGAUCGAGAUGGGCGCGGUGGUGGUCCCGGUCGUUACAAUGAUCGGGAUGGUGGUGGUGGUGGUGGCGCCGGCACCGGCGGUCACUUCGGUGGUCGCGGUGGCGAAGACAAUAGAUACGGCAACUACGGUCGGAACAACCAAUACCGGGACAACGAUCGAAGAAAAGACGUCGCCCCAAGCUACACUCCGUCCCCCAAUCCCAAUCUCAACAUGGAGGAAAGGCCCCGCCUAAAGCUGGCUCCACGAUCGGUGAAUGCACCGCUGAACUCGCUGGCAGAAACCAAGCAGGCUUCGGCCAUCUUCGGAAAUGCGAAACCGCGCGAGGAGAAAGUCGGUGCCGAUGGCUACACCCGAAAACACGCCAAUAGUGUUGGCAGUGAGGGCAGCGUGGAUGGCGGGGGUGGGGCCGGUACCAGCAGCAACAGCAGCAUGGGAUCCGGUGGCGGUGCCAACAGUAAUUCUGUUGCGGCAGCAGACAAUUGAACUACAAAACCGGGCAUUGAAACAUGAAAAGCAACGAUGAAACCAAGAGAAUAGAGAGACCGAGAGAAUGUGAGAAUGACAGAAUGAGAGAGAAAAAGAGCGUGAGAGAGAGAGAGAGAGAGACAAAGGUCAAUCAGCGAUCAGAGGACGACACACACACAAACAAGCAUAAUAAUUCACAAAAGUAUAAAAGUUCAAAAUCCAGCAAACGAAACAGCAAACAUGGGCCAUUCUCCCUCCCCAGGCACGGAUACGAUCAGACGAUCCAGAUACAUUAAAUGUUAGAUAACAAGUGGUUCCCCUCGCCAGUUUCUUUAAGUUCUUCUGACCAUCGCUCGUUCGUACGGGCAAUCCUUGGGAAUAGGUUUGUCUUCCCUAUUUUCUUUCGCCCUUAGACGGCAUAUCCUUGAUUCCGGAAUCGCUACACUACAUAGAAAUCCCUCGGUUAGAAUGUAGGUUCCUGUACGCGGCCCGUUUGUCGUUUUCUCGUUUGUUUUCUGUAGCCACUUUACCCAUCGGUACACGUUCUGGUUGUUGUGUAUGUGUGUAAAGUUUAUGUUUCAUUAUUUGUAAAAUGCCGCUCUAAUGUAAAAGUUUGUUUCAUUAGAUCAAAAUGGAAUAUAUUUAUACACUUUACCUUCCGAUUGCUUUCUUCCUUUCCGGAUUCCGGGUUUUCCCCGGACCCACAUUUACCACUUGGCCCCUUUUUGUUGCCGUUAACGAAGUCGAACGAACUUUUGAAAUGUGUCUCUUUUUUGUCACGACUGCUGUGAAUUCAUUUCACCGAGUAUUGAGACAUUCUCAGCAAGCCGUGCGUUCGAUUUGACGGUUACUCAGACUCACGGGGAGCCGAACAGCACCUCCCGAAAGCAGAUACUGAUUCCAAUAAAAGUGAAAACGAAUAAAAAAAAGUAUCGCUUCGCGUUACGCGUUUGAGUCUUGAACCACCGUAAUCUCAUCCGAUAGGAGGAGAAUGUAUGACGAUAGAUUCUUUCGCGAGGACUGUUCACCAACAGGAACUGAUGAUCGACCGAUCGGCAUAAACGCCCUGAUCAGCCCUUGAUGUUUCGCUAAGCACAUGUUGAGCAGAGACGAUGGCUGACUUUUGUCCCAAGCAAUAGUCGAAGGAAAUUAACAUUUAAAAAACUAACCCGGAGUAAUAGCAAACCUAGCAAAGACCGCUUAAGGCUCCGCCACAGGGCAAGGGGAAUUUUGGGAGAUGACAACUGCAGGUUCUCUUCAGCCAAGCCGCUGGCAAGCCUCCCGCGCACAGGAAUGAUAGCUUGAGGGACGAGAUUGACUAAUAAUUUUAUCCUUUCAUUUGUACGCUUUUUUCUACGAUUUAAUACUAGCAUCCAACGGAGAGACAAAACGGAUUAUGAACAAAAUACAAACGAUAAUGAUAAUAACAAUUAAUAUAUAUAUUAUACUACACGGUAAUGAUAACAUAGUACGACGACCGUGGACAGUCCUCUAUAUGGUUCUGACUGAAGGACAACACGCGAAACAAAACACGGUACCAACAGCAAACCGCGCGCCGCAACGGACACAAUGGAUGGUCGUUUGCUAGUACCACGCAGUCUGUCUAACUCACACUCACAAUUUCAUUGCAAACUGAGCACCCUUUACUCCCUUAAUCGAUAUAAUUGUUUUGCAAAUGUAAUUGUUGUGUACAACGGAUGCUUAGGAAGAUACAACUAAAGUGUGAAAAUCAUAGGAAAAACUCGUUCUCCAAUUGAAGUUUUGCGCUCUCCAGAGGCACAUUGGAUGGAAAGGUUACCGAGUGUUGGGUUCAUGGGUUUACAUUGAACGGACGAUCGGUUUUUGCAGUAUUUCUACGUAACGUCAGCAGCGAUUCGAGAAGUGGGUGAUCGAGCGUUCGUUUUUAUGUUAUGCGUGAUUUGAAUUAGGACGCACACGGUUAAAACAAGCAGCCUCUUGCAGGCCUGUGGUGGCUAACCGAUGCACGAUUUACUCUCAGACGAAAACGCAAAAGACAAACGGCCGCGACAAGCGAAGGCUAACGAGCGGUUUAUCGCAGGAAAUAAUACACCGGAUCAUGCUUGAAAACACUUUGUCUGAAACCAUACUUCUACUGUGUCGAUCGUUGUCGAUGUAAAUGAUCUGUUUCAACUCAGGCUCAUGAAAUUCUCGUUUGUAAGGAUUUUGCUUUUCCUAUGUUUGUUUAUCCUUUACUUUGCGAUUAGCAUAUAUUCGUAUGUUGCGUUGUAAAGCGGUAAAGCCAGCAGCAGCCGCAUAAGGUUGUUUGAAGUUUGCGCAUCAGCACCACGGGGAGCAGAAAGUAGUAGAAUGAUAAUGUCUGAGAAGUAGCGCUUUUGGACAUUUCCUAAUACCUCAUAAGUUCUGCUGAACGAGAUGCUGUAUGCGUUGCGUUAUUAUUGAGAAAAGCUGGAAUCAAAAUGCUUCUGUCGAAACCAUAUAUCCUUAGCCAAACGUAACACGUGUUUAAUAUGGUUUGAUUAUGUUUGUGUGAUGGCUUAAAUGAGUAUAUUCAGCGUGAAUCAUUUAACCGACAACACUCUGUACCCGAAUUGAUAGAGAAUUAUUAAAAUGCUUGUUUGUUUUCGUCUUUGAAACAAAACCCGUGCCGGAGGCUAUGUGAAACAAAACCAUGUGCAGCAUUAGUUCCAGCAAAAUGUAGAGAAGCAAAGAAGAUGAAUGAAUGUCGCCUCUGCCGAGACCGCGAGAUUUUAUCGGCCGGCUUGAAAACCAAACAAUUCUAGGCUGGGAAAGAGAAGAGAAAAAUUACUCGCCCCAAGGCGGUGGCAAUUGAAGCGGAAUGAAUGAGAGUGCGUGAGCAAGCAGAACGAAAUAAAAUACUGUACCGGUGGAACUACAAUUGAACCCGACUACAGAAAUACCCUUUCCUCCGCCAGACCCCCAAAAAAAUAACUGCAAACUGUGAAAGUUGUAAAAAUAGUAAGACAUAUUAAAUACUAUCCCUCUUUGAUAUAAGUGUUGUUGAAGAGAGGCAAAACAGUGGCGCAGGCAAAUGCGAAUGGAAAAUGAACAAAAAAUCGAAAAAUGUCCCCCAAAAAACCUUAAAAAAACUCUGUUCACUGGCUGGUGGUAACCGAAAAAACGGUAGCAAAGCAAAAAAUG
Anopheles cruzii is the source of this 4225-nucleotide messenger RNA. RefSeq names its product eukaryotic translation initiation factor 4H-like. The transcript has 4 exons. Bases 2 to 1102 code for a protein of 366 amino acids. Lineage: Eukaryota; Metazoa; Arthropoda; Insecta; Diptera; Culicidae. The record is from RefSeq and is a predicted model, not a curated record. Gene Ontology annotation, molecular function: RNA binding.